Molecule: messenger RNA, 647 nt
Organism: Bubalus bubalis (water buffalo)
Lineage: Eukaryota; Metazoa; Chordata; Mammalia; Artiodactyla; Bovidae
Gene: LSM3
Product: LSM3 homolog, U6 small nuclear RNA and mRNA degradation associated
Exons: 4
Coding region: 119-427 (102 amino acids)
Biological process (GO): mRNA splicing, via spliceosome; P-body assembly
Cellular component (GO): precatalytic spliceosome; U4/U6 x U5 tri-snRNP complex; catalytic step 2 spliceosome
Molecular function (GO): RNA binding
Source: RefSeq, a predicted model, not a curated record
UUCCUUUCUACUUCCGGUGCGUUGCGUUCUCGCGUUUCCAGAGACCUGAGGCCGGGGUGGGGGAAGGGGGGGGUCUCGUAUUCUCGCGAGAGGCGGGAAAGAGCGCAGGGUUUGAAAGAUGGCGGACGACGUGGACCAGCAACAAACGACCAACACUGUGGAAGAGCCCUUGGAUCUCAUCCGGCUCAGCCUGGACGAGCGCAUCUACGUGAAGAUGAGAAACGACAGAGAGCUCCGAGGCAGGCUACAUGCUUAUGAUCAGCAUUUAAAUAUGAUAUUGGGAGAUGUGGAAGAGACUGUGACAACUAUAGAAAUUGAUGAAGAAACAUAUGAAGAGAUAUAUAAAUCAACAAAACGGAAUAUUCCGAUGCUCUUUGUACGGGGAGACGGUGUUGUGCUAGUUGCCCCGCCACUGAGAGUUGGCUGAAACGGAGAAUUUAUCCCGUGUGGAAGAUGGCUGUACUGUGAUUGCCGCUUUGAAUGUGGAAGAUAUUCAGGAGAGACCGAUGUACAUCUUGAUACUAAGAAAUAACCAAGAAUUCUUCCACUCCUGAAAUAAGUUGGUUUGUAGAUAACUCACAAAUUCUUCAGCUAAACAGCAUUUUUAUUUUUCUCCAACCUUUCCAAUAAAUGUGGUCACCAAGAUA